UCCAUUAAGGGAAAUUAUGGGGUGAAAACGAAAUGAUGCAGUUUUGUGCACCUGUUAUCCUGUCGGAAGGCUCCUGGAUACUUUGCUUUCCUGCUCGGUGGGCGCUCAUCUUGACUUUAAGAUGACCUACAGUCGCAGGGCCGCACCGGAGGACCCCCUGAAGCAUCCCAGCUUCCAGGUCCAAGACAGAAAAACACAACCAUCCAAGCAGGAGAGCUUCACCACGCCUAAGCCUGUUGUCCAUAGUGUGUCUGUUUCUGAUGGCCUCAGACGGAGCAUCCCACAAAACGGCGCAUACUGGAACCGUCUGCUUCACUCGGCCCUAAGGAAUCUGGACAAAGAGGAAAAUCCUUUUGGACAUGACUCUGACUGGUUUCACUGCAGGGAGACAAAUCAAGAGCUUCUGCAAACCAAUGUGCAUGACUUCACCUCCUACUCGGCCUUAUUCCAGGAGUUUCUGCAGGGCAUGAACUGCAGGUCGCCUCCAGUCCUGCUCAAUCAACCCAACAAAUGCGUCUUUGAAGGGAAGGGAGACAACCACACCUCCCUGCUUUUUGCCAUCAAGUCAACACCUGGAAACUUUGAACGGAGACAGGCGGUGCGGGAGACAUGGGGGCGAGAGGGGAUGCAUCAGAGUGGACUUAGGGUGCGCACUGUGUUCCUCCUGGGUAGCUCCCCACAGGAGGACCCUGACCUCAACCCGCUGCUGUCAUUUGAAGCAAAACGCUUUGGAGACAUUCUGCAGUGGGACUUCCAUGAAUCUUUCCUGAACCUGACGCUCAAAGUGAACACAUUCCUCCAGUGGACACUCAAAUACUGUCCUCAUGUCUCCUUUGUCUUUAGUGGAGAUGAUGAUGUGUUUGUCAACACGCCAGCAUUACUCAGCUACCUGCAGUCUGUGGAGCCUUCAAAAAUCUCUCAGUUGUAUGUUGGACAUGUCAUAAGCACAGCAAACCCCCUCAGAGACCCUAAAAGCAAAUACUUCAUUCCUCUGAGUUUCUAUAACGGCCCGUACCCCGCUUACGCUGGUGGAGGUGGUUUCCUCAUCUCUGGAAGGUUGCUGCAACCCCUGCAUUCAGUUUCACGUGUCCUUCCUUUCUUCCCCAUCGACGACGUCUACGCUGGGAUGUGCUUUAAGGCUUUGGGGGUUUCUCCAGAGGCACACAAGGGCUUUCAGACCUUUGACAUCAACGAGCAGGAUCGUGAAAAUCUGUGUGUGCACAAAGAUCUUAUUCUGAUUCACCAGCGCUCGCCACAACAGGUGAAGAAGCUGUGGAAGGGCAUUCACAGCCCUUUGUUGACUUGUUGAAUGGGACUGGUGAGCGAAAGAUGCAGAGAUUUUGAAAAAAAUCAAAGAGAGGAAACACUGACUGCAGCGAAAUAUUGAAGCCAUGGCUUAUUCGCAUCCAUCGUCCCUUGAAAUGUCCUUUUUCAAGAUGAUGCAUCAGGAGGAAAUGUGAUUCAAGGCUUUGCACAGUCAACUGUUGACAUCUUGCAUAGACUCACACUUAAAAAAUGAACAAAUGCUUCUGUGUUUGCAUUUUUGAUGGGAAUUUGAGCCUCGGGGGUUAAGCCAUUUUACUGCAAAGUCAAAUUCAACAGUGGUUUCCUUUUCUCCUUUCAAAUUUAAAUAAAAAAA
Messenger RNA from Plectropomus leopardus (leopard coralgrouper), 1639 nucleotides. It is a transcript of the gene b3gnt2l, whose product is annotated as UDP-GlcNAc:betaGal beta-1,3-N-acetylglucosaminyltransferase 2, like. The record is from RefSeq and is a predicted model, not a curated record. Gene Ontology annotation, cellular component: Golgi membrane. NCBI's taxonomy places the organism in Eukaryota, Metazoa, Chordata, Actinopteri, Perciformes, Serranidae. Gene Ontology annotation, biological process: protein O-linked glycosylation; poly-N-acetyllactosamine biosynthetic process. Gene Ontology annotation, molecular function: protein N-acetylglucosaminyltransferase activity.